AGGCCUCUCAGGUCUGAGGCUCAGAAGCAGAGCGUGGGCGUCUCCACCAUGGCCUGGGCCCCUCUCCUCCUCGCCCUCCUUGCUCACAGCUCAGGGUCCGGGGUGCGGGCCGGGCUGACGCAGGAAGCCUCGCUGUCGGGGUCUCUGGGCCAGAAGGUCACCCUGUCCUGCACGGGGAACAGCAACAAUGUUGGAACCUAUGGUGUAGGCUGGUACCAGCAGGUCACGGGCUCUGCCCCCAAAACGGUGAUGCUCGGUAGCUCACGGCCCACGGGGAUCCCGGAUCGGUUCUCUGGCUCCCAGUCCGGCAACACGGCUUCGCUGGUCAUCACGGGCCUGCAGCCCGAGGACGAGGCUGUUUAUUAUUGUUCAACGUGGGACUAUGGCAUCAGCAAUCACACAGUGCUCCACACCCAUGGGGAACUGAGACAAAAACCUGCCCUGUUCCCCCUGAUCGCCCCUGAAUGCCGUGACACAGAAGCGGUGGCUGUGGCAGACCCUAUAGGCUCUGGGGCCAUCUCUAGUAGUAACUACCCCAGCUGGUACCAGCAGACCCCAGGCAAGCCUCCACGCACACUCAUCUACAGCACAAACAGCCGCCCCUCUGGGGUCCCUGAUCGCUUCUCUGGCUCCAUCUCUGGGAACAAAGCCGCCCUCACCAUCUCAGGGGCUCAGCCUGAGGAUGAGGCCGAGUACUACUGUGCUCUGUACACGGGUAGUAGUACUGAUACUUACACGGUGAUGUAA
Messenger RNA from Myotis brandtii (Brandt's bat), 747 nucleotides. RefSeq lists its product as uncharacterized. The coding region runs from base 49 to 747 and encodes 232 amino acids. The transcript has 3 exons. The record is from RefSeq and is a predicted model, not a curated record. Lineage: Eukaryota; Metazoa; Chordata; Mammalia; Chiroptera; Vespertilionidae. Gene Ontology annotation, biological process: immune response; immunoglobulin production.